GGAAAUGAGAAAUGGAGGAUACUGCUUCUAAAAUGAGUUCACCAUCUCCUGAAUCAAGUUGUGUGCCAUUAAAGAGUGAUCAGUCUUUGAUGAAUCAUAAUAUUGAAUUGAAUGAUACAAUGGCCUCUGGUACCAGAAGGACACAGAGAUCAGAGUCUCCAGAAGCCAGCUGUGUUUCUGUGAAGAGUAACGCAUCCAUGGAUCACCCAUUUGAAUUUAGUGAUGGACCAGUGACCUCUGACCUUCUGAAAGAGAUAUAUGAGCCAAGCCGAUAUUUUCCAUCCUCUACAUACCAUUAUCAGACUCAUUUCAGAGAGAAAAGAAGUAACGAAAUCCUGCAGACACAAAUACUAGAGACUGGAGACCAGAAGACAGUCAAAGACCAGCACAAAAUCAACAUGAAAAAAAGGUAUGAGAAAUUAAUUGAAGGAAGCAAACUCCAAGAGAAGGAAACCCUCCUGAACAGGAUCUACACACAGCUCUACAUCAUAGAGGGAGAGAGAGAAGGAGUGAAUGAAGAACAUGAGGUUUUACAGAUGGAGAAAACAGCCAGAACAAAUCACUCACAAAACACUCAAAUUGACUGCAAUUACAUCUUUAAAGCCUCCGCUGAAGCAGGAUAUGAGGAGAAAGAGCAGAUCAAGACUGUUCUUACUAAAGGCAUCGCUGGAAUCGGAAAAACCGUCUCUGUGCAGAAGCUCAUUCUGGACUGGGCCGAGGGAAAAGCCAAUCAGGAUGUAGAUUUCAUGUUUGUGCUUCCAUUUCGAGAGCUGAACUUGAUCCGAGAUCAUGAGUACAGUCUUCACAGACUUCUGCUGGACUUUCAUCCUGAACUUCAAGAUCUGGACUCACAGAUUUAUGAGGAGUGUAAAGUUGUGUUCAUCUUUGAUGGUCUGGAUGAAAGCAGAAUCACACUGAUGUUUUCAGACGCUCAGAAAGUUUGUGAUGUGACUGAGACUUCAUCAGUGGCUGUGUUGAUGUCAAACCUCAUCAAAGGAGAGCUGCUUCCCUCUGCUCUCAUCUGGAUCACCUCCAGACCAGCAGCAGCCAAUCAGAUCUCCUCCGAAUACAUCCACCGUCUGACAGAAAUUCAGGGAUUCACUGAGCCUCAGAAGGAGGAAUAUUUCAGGAAGAGAAUCAGUGAUGAGCAUCAAGCCAGCAGAAUCAUCUCACACAUCAGAAGAGCAAGAAGCCUCCACAUCAUGUGCCACAUCCCUGUCUUCUGCUGGAUCUCAUCCACUGUGCUUCAGAAGCUCCUGGAAGAAAAUCUGAGAGCAGAAAUCCCUCAAACUCUGACUGAAAUGUACAUCCACUUCCUGCUGAUUCAGAUCAACACUAGGAAGCAGAAGUAUAAAGAGAGAGAUUCAGAUAUACUCCUGCAGUCCAACAGAGAAGUGAUUGUGAAACUUGCUGAAGUGGCUUUCAAACAGCUGAUGAAGGGCAAUGUGAUGUUCUAUGAGGAGGACCUGAUUGAGAGCGCCAUAGAUGUCACUGACGUCUCAGUGUAUUCUGGGAUUUGCACUGAGAUCUUUAAGCGGGAAUCUGUGAUUCAUCAGAGGAAAGUCUACAGCUUUAUUCAUCUGAGUGUUCAGGAGUUUCUUGCUGCUUUCCAUGUGUUUUACUACCACAUAAGUAGCACUACACUAGCGUGUUUUGAUUUACUGCACAAACUCCAUGAAAGAGUAGUGGACAAAGCCAUUGAGAUUGAGAAUGGACAGCUGGAUUUGUUCCUACGGUUCCUGCUGGGCAUCUCCCUGGAAUCCAAUCAGAGACUCUUACAGGAUCUACUGACACAAACAGAGAACAGCUCAGAGAGCAUCAGAGAAAUCACACAGUACAUUAAAGAGAAGAUUAAAGAUGGACAUGGACUCUCCACUGAAAGAUCCAUCAGUUUGUUUCUCUGUCUGCUUGAAGUGAAAGAUCAGACUCUGUCCAGAGAGAUUCAGGAGUUUGUGAAAUCAGACAAACACACAGAGAAGAAACUAUCUCCUUCUCACUGCUCAACAAUCGCCUACAUGCUUCAGUUAUCAGAAGAGGUGUUGGAUGAGCUGGACCUUAAGAAAUAUAACACAUCAAAUGAGGGGAGAAGAAGACUGAUACCAGCUGUGAUCAACUGCAGAAAAGCUCUUCUUGCUGGCUGUAAUCUCACUUCUCAGGAUUGUGAAAUUGUGUCAUUAUCCCUACAAUCCUCCAACUCUGCCCUGAGAGAGCUGGAUCUGAGUAACAAUGUCUUACAAGAUUCAGGAGUGAAGCUGCUCUCUGAUGGACUGAAGAGUCCCAACUGUCAGCUGCAAAUACUGAGGUUGUCAGGCUGUAUGGUGACAGAGGAAGGCUGCGGUUAUUUGUCUUCAGCUUUGAGGUCUAACCCCACACACCUGAGAGAGCUGGAUCUGAGCUAUAAUCACCCAGGGCAAUCAGGAGUCCAGCUGCUCAAACACAAACUGCAGGAUCCAGACUACAAACUGCAGAUACUUAAUUUGGACCAUGGAGGACAUUUCAGGGUCAGACCAGGACUGAGAAAAUAUGCCUGUGAUCUCACACUGAAUCCAAACACAGCACAUACUCAACUCAUCCUGUCUGAAGAUAAAAAAGAAAUAAAGUGUGGAAAAGAUCAUCAGCCAUAUCCUGACCACCAAGACAGAUUUAAGCUUUAUGAACAGGUGCUGUGUGUUGAGAGUCUGGCAGGACGCUGUUACUGGGAGGCUGAAUGGGAAGGGUCAGGUCAUAUAGCAGUGACAUAUAAGGGAAUCAACAGGAAAGAAGGGAGUGACUGUCGGUUUGGACGCAAUGAAAUGUCCUGGAGUCUCUUCUUUUGUGAUAAAAUGUAUACUUUUUGGAACAAUAAUAAGACCACGGACAUUCCUACCCUUUUGCCCUCCUCUAAUAAAAUAGGAGUGUAUCUGGACUGGUCAGCCGGCACUUUGUCCUUCUACAGUGUCUCUGACACACACACACUCACACACUUACACACAUUCAAAACCACAUUCACUGAACCUGUCCAUGCUGGAUUUACAGUUUAUCCUGAUUCAUUAGUGUCUCUGAGUCAGAUGAACAACAGAGUCUCAUUUUAAAACCCAUUUCCAUCUUGUAAGAAAUAUAGAUUGCAUACAAACAAAAUCACAAAUAAUUACAAAUAUUACAAACACCAGUCCAGAGUGCUUUCAGCAUAUUGUUG
This is a messenger RNA of Carassius gibelio (silver crucian carp), 3175 nucleotides long. RefSeq names its product NLR family CARD domain-containing protein 3. The coding region runs from base 12 to 3071 and encodes 1019 amino acids. NCBI's taxonomy places the organism in Eukaryota, Metazoa, Chordata, Actinopteri, Cypriniformes, Cyprinidae. The record is from RefSeq and is a predicted model, not a curated record. The transcript has 7 exons. Gene Ontology annotation, molecular function: protein binding.